CAAGGCGCGGUUGAUUUCGACUGUGUGUUACUUAUUCCUCAUAAGGUAGAGAUAACCCUUAGUUUAAAGCUUGUUAAGUAAUUGGUUGUUAAGAUUAAUUCACUGGAUCGGGCGAUCCAAGUUGUUUUAAAGCUUUUAAAAAAUUAAAAGCAUUUUAGUUACGGAUAUACUUCAACAGCAAGUUCAACCAUCCGAAAGAAUUUCUUAUUUCAAUGUCUAAUUCACCUAUUUUGGGUAGUAGUGGAUACUCCUCCUUGGUUAGACUUUAUCAAGAUAAAUUACUUGUAGACUGGGUUUAUUUUUCUUUUCAAUAUUAUUGUGGGGACUGGUGUGUUGACACUUCCAGCCGCGUUUCAGCAAGCUGGAUGGUUGAUCUCAGUAUGUGUGGUUGCUAUUCUGUGCUUUUUAAGGUAGGUGGCACUAUUUCUACUCCCCCAGUUUUUUAACUUUCACAUUCGUCAUAGAAGCAUUGUCUAUAACCAACGCUUUGCAGAAGUCUAACUUUCUACAAAAAAGUAAGAGGCAUAAAGGGAAUAGAGUUUCGGUUGAUAGUAUAUCUACUGGUAUGUUAUGUGCUCAUUCAUGUACUGUUUCCAGAAGUCGCUGCUAGAACCGUUCCAAAUGACUUCCAAAUUACGGAGAAAUACGAGCUUGUUAGUUUUUUUCCCUUCAAGUAAUGCUUUUUUUCUCAGGGUCAGAUGUCGCUCAUUUAUUUCGGAAAAGUUGGAAAUAUUUUAAUGUACAUCAAUAUUUGUGCAUAUCUAUAUGGUGACCUUACCAUAUACUCUGCAGCAGUUCCAAAGUCCAUCUGCAAUGUUAUUUGUUCUUUUAACAACUCGUGGAAUUCUUUGUCGGAAUCAGACCUUUGUUGGGAGUCGUCAUCUCUUACACGCUUAGAUGUAUAUAGGAUAUUAGUUGUUUGCUUUGGUGCAUGUGUUUGCCCAUUUUUGUUUUUCAAUGUAAUUCGUUCUCGAUGGCUUCAGUUACUGACAGUUUGUCUACGGUGGAUUGGUUUUAUUUUAAUGUUGAGUCUUUCAAUUGAAAGAGCAAUUAUUUUACGUCAACAUAUUACAACUUCAUCUUUCUACCCUAAUGUUAGCAUGUUUUGGAAUCCUUCAGUAUAUUCACUAUUUAUACAAUCUGAACCAAUCCCAAAACCACCAGCUUUUCAACCUCAAAAUAUACCAAGUUUAUUUGGAGUUUGUGUGUACGCAUUUAUGUGUCAUCAUUCUAUACCUGGUAUCGUAACUCCCGUUCGAAAUAAGACCAAUAUACUAUGUAAAAUAUUUAUACCUGUUUUUAUUACAGUUCUGUUGUUUAACUUUUUAUUAUCUGCUACAGCUAUCAUUGCAUUUAAUCACAUUGAAGAUAUUUACACAUUAAAUUUUUUACCGAACAAAGAAUUUAUUGAUUUAUCACGAAUUCCUUAUACAUUGGCUUUAAUCAUUGGUUAUUUCUUAUGUUUAUUUCCUGUCUUUGCUUUAACAUCAUCUUAUCCAAUAGUGGGCACUAGUUUACUUGGAAAUAUUUUCUCUUUAUGUGGUUUUUUCUCUGUAUGCAAAAGUGAUCAUGCUCAAAAAAUUUUGAAGUAUACAUUACCAUUUGUUGUCCUAUUACCACCAUUAAGUAUUGCAUUAAUAACUGAUAAUGUUGGCUAUUUGACUGGUUUUACUGGGGCAAUUUUCGGCUCAGGCAUACAAUAUGUAAUACCGGCACUUUUAGUAUUUAAAGCACGUCAAUACUUUACACAUUAUGUCACACUGAAAGAUAUUGAUACUGAAACAAUAACAGAAACAGCAAUAGAUCAGCGCAGUGAUGAUGUGGCACCGAUAAAUCUUACUGAUGAAAUGAUACAACCAACAUCCAGCAAUGUUGAUGAUAAUAUGGAGAGUGAAGAGAAUAUCUUAUAUAGCUCAUCAGACCAUUUAACAGCACCACAUUCUGUUUCAAUUAUCGGUAAAGGUUUCAACCACCAUUUACUAUCUACUUCAAUGCAUGCAUCACCAUUUCAACAUUAUUUAUGGAUAAUAACAAUUUUAAUUUGGGCUUUAUUUUGUACAAUUAUCGUCCUUAUUGACAAAAUACACCAUCUCUGAAUGCAUUGUAUUUUCAGGAUUCUACUUAUAUUAAUCCAAAAAUGUUUAAAACUUCUUUAUUAAUUCUUAGUUGAUUAUGGCUUUUUUAUGCUGAUUUUUAAUAAUAUUUUGUUAUUUGCAAUCUAUAUUAAGCUUCUUAGCACACUUAACUAUGUUUUACAAGAUUGUAUGAUUACACUAUCUGAACCUUCGACCAUUAGUAAAUCAACCACUUAUAAGUAAGUAGGUGUUCAUAUUUUUUUGUAAUUAAACAUAUUUCGUAUCUGUAACAAUAUGAAAAUCAUGCAGAAUUUUUUAAAAAAUGUAUCAUACUGUAAUUUUUAAUGACUUGAGCUACUUAUUUUAUAUGAUUUCUAUUUUGAGUAUGGAAUGUGCAAAAUUAUUCAGCACAAAAUACUACUUAAAAUGUUUACAAAUUUUUCUCUUUUAACAUUUUAACCUCCUUUUCACUUUUUUUUAAAGUAUAUUUUCUCAUAUUUUUUUUUAAAUUAUAGAAGAUAUUUAUUCUGAAAACUUCUCUUUUAUUAUCAGCUUGCAAUUGAUCAUUAUUACUUGAAUUUUAUCAAUAAAAAGGUUAAAACCAACCAACCAAUCUUAAUCACAUCGGAAGUAUACAAUAAAAAAAUUGGCGAACAAAUGUGAAAUUUUAUUUUAUUCUUGAAAUAAAUAGACAUAUAUUAUGAUUAUUA
Messenger RNA from Schistosoma turkestanicum, 2785 nucleotides. NCBI's taxonomy places the organism in Eukaryota, Metazoa, Platyhelminthes, Trematoda, Strigeidida, Schistosomatidae. The record is from the annotation of a GenBank genome assembly.